Triplophysa dalaica is the source of this 2121-nucleotide messenger RNA. RefSeq lists its product as uncharacterized. The coding region runs from base 362 to 1696 and encodes 444 amino acids. The record is from RefSeq and is a predicted model, not a curated record. NCBI's taxonomy places the organism in Eukaryota, Metazoa, Chordata, Actinopteri, Cypriniformes, Nemacheilidae. The transcript is spliced from 10 exons.
UGACGUUAGUCAUCGUGUGCACGUGUAAAAACAAUGUUCUGAUUUGUUUCCUGAAGGAGCUUCGCUUCUGUUCAACAUCCCAAUCGUUAGGUGUUCAGCUUCGGCGCUGCGCAGACUGAUCUGCGUACAACACAAAGGUCUGGACGGCAGUUUACCUCCUGGAGAGUACACGCGUGUGUCCAAAGCCAUGCAGCGUUUAAGACCCGUGUUCGGGGAUCUUCUGUCCAGUUCGCAUUACGGGAGUUUCCAUGAGAGAUGACAAAACUGAAGACUCCCGGCCAUAAAGGCAGGUGGGGUGCAAUCUAAAUCUUGCCUAGGGCACCAACAGAGGCUGGGCCGGCCCUCAGAAUUACAGAUCAACAUGCAUCAGAGCAUAACUGCGAAACCCCGUCAAAAACUCAUCUUCAUUCCAAAUGAGAUGCGUCAUCGUCGUGACGGUGAAGUUCGACAGAAGUUGACAUCCUCUCAACUCCUUAGCUUUUUGAGAUUGGGUGAACAGGAUUCCGUCCAAUAUAGACUGGAAACUACAGAUAAACCAUUGAGUCUAAUGCAACAAAACAUCAUGACAAUAGCAUCUGUGGAUAUGAGGAUUACACUGUUUAUCGCACAGGCCAAAGCUUUAGACAGCGAGCACAUACUUUCUGAAGCUAAACUUUCUCAACCCAUAUUACCAGAGAAAAACAGCAGUUGUCAUUUUUCAGCCUCCCGCUGGACGAUUGCCACAAGCAUGGAGCUAUGGGACACUGUGGAUUUUUCCCAAUUGAAUCCCUCUUUGCCAAAGGCGCCUCCCCCCAAAAUGAUGGAUUUUCCUAGCCACGACUGGAAAAGUGACUGGAAAGUUCCUGAAGUCCCCAGCUCAAGCACCUGUUCCUCAGUACAUCAGUCGUGUGCUUUGAAUGGACCCAGAGACCCCCACACACUCAUGAAUGCCAAUGAAAAUGUUACUGAUGUUAAUGUCAAAAUCCCAGAGUUCCAGAUUCGUAAAUUUGAGGAGAUGCCAGUUGUCAUCACUCGCAUUGUUAACCCGGACAAGUUCUUCAUCCAGCACCAGGACACAAAUCUUUUGGAAAUAUCUGAAGUCCUGCUCAGUAAGGAAAGCAGCGGCGGCAAAUCUUUUGCGGAAAUGAAGCGCAUCCCAGAUACUGGCGAAUACGUCAUGGCAUGGUUUCCAAAACGAAAGCUAUGGUGUCGUGUCCAGGUUUGCAAGAUAAGUGAUGCAUGCACAGCCGACAGCCAGAAAGAUUUAGCAAACAUUAAGGUGGAGGUCAGAAGGAUUGACUACGGGGAUGUUGCUCGCGUCUCUCUUGGAAACAUAAAGGAAUUGUGUGGAGAAAUUGCUUCAAUACCAAUGCAAACUCUUCAGGUGUCAUUGGCAAAUGUGAGGCCAGUAAAUGGUGAAAACUGGUCAUCUGAAGCGAUCAGCUGGUUUAAAAGUAAAGUAAAGAAGAAGACUUUGUACGCCAGGCUUUUCCCUGAAAGAGGCAAUGUUUUGGUUGAGCUCUUCAUGGAGAAGGGAAAGAUUGGUGCUAUGAGGAGAGGUGACUCGUUGUCUGUAAAACUUGCUCAGCAUGGAUAUGCCAAACACGAACAGCAAAGAUUCAGGGUAUUGAGAAGUCAUGUUCAACCUAAAACAAGACGACAGUCUUUAGAGUGGGAGAAGUAUCUUGUGUCCCAUUACUGUCAAAACAAAAAAUAAUGUCACGAUUGAACCGCUGCGGAAAGGAAAAUAAGAGCACCUGUGAAUCUCUACACAACUCUGAAAUGCAAGAAAUCGAAAUGGGAGCAAUGUUCAUCUGGUUGUAUGCUCUAUGCUUUAUUGUUCUGAUGUUAUUGAGCUGUUUUGCUGUGUAAAAUUGACAAUUCAUUGUCAAAACGUUGAUUCACUUUAAGCUAAUGUUUUUGCUAUUUGCUAAAUAUACACUGUGGUGUGAAAUAUGUUCUCAGAUGUGUUGUGAUUACUGCAUGUGGCAGUUCAUUGUUAAAGUUCUUAGCUGCUUAAAGUACAGCAGCCUUAAGACAUUUCUGAAUGUUCAAUAUGAUCUUUUUUUUUCUAGACAAAUAUGUUUGUUCCUUUUGAGCUUUUGUUGAAGGGACUAAUAAAUGUUUCUGUCCUGUGCUCUA